Molecule: messenger RNA, 507 nt
Organism: Oppiella nova
Lineage: Eukaryota; Metazoa; Arthropoda; Arachnida; Sarcoptiformes; Oppiidae
Source: the annotation of a GenBank genome assembly
AUGAAUGGCCAGCUCUCGGAUAAUGAUAAUUAUGACGAAGAGAGCUGUGGAAGCAGUAGUAGUAUAGCCAGAGAAGACAUAUCGGAGCCGUUGGGCACAUCAGAGUGUGGUAGGUCUGGCAGGUCUGGAAGGUCUGGUAGAUCUGGCGGAUCAGUCGUAUCCGAUUUCGAAGAGGAGGCCCUUUCAGACUCGACCACAACUACUACUCCUUACUCGACAACCAGUGGCUCUUCAUUAGGCACUCCGUCAGUGGUCGGAGACGUCAAGAAUGAGAUGACAGAUAACGAGGAACUCUUUGCCACCACUAAUGACUUGAAUUCCAAAGGAUUAAAGUGUAGCCAAAAGCACAACCCAAUGACAUCCCAUUCACACUCAACCAUCACUUCCAAUAGAACUAAACUCAAAGAUCUCGAGGACUGGUCCACCGCUUCAGUCAAUAUGAAUAAUACUUCCAUCUCUUCACAUCAGUUCCAAAGAAUGCACUCAUCAUAUCAUAUGACGCUGUGA